UUUUGUUGCGAUAUCUGCUGCUGGGUUUUAGGGUUUCAGUGAGAGUCCCCCCGCGGCCCGGCCUGAUGGAAAACCCCAGAGAUCUGGCGGAGCGUCCCUGCAGGAAACGGCGCGACUCGUUCGGGAUGCUGGACGGUUUCGAGGAGGACCGGAGCAGCUGCAGCACUGAGUCCAGCGGGGGGAGCGGCGCCUCCAGCCCCGAGGACAGUGACGAGGAGGAGCUGGGGGGAGGAGGGGGGUCUCACUACAACCCCUCCUCCUCCUCCUCCCUGACUCUCAUCAAGACCAACGGACAGGUGUACACAUACCCCGACGGAAAGGCCGGCAUGGCGACCUGUGAGAUGUGUGGCAUGGUGGGCGUCAGAGAUGCUUUCUACAGUAAAACCAAACGUUUCUGCAGCGUCUCCUGCUCCAGGAGUUACUCGUCCAACUCCAAGAAGGCCAGCAUCCUCGCCAGACUGCAGGGGAAGCCGCCCACUAAGAAGGCCAAGGUUCUGCAGAAACAGCCUCUGAUGACAAAACUAGCUGCGUACGCUCAGCAUCAGGCCAACCAGCAUGGCGGCGUCAAGAAAAGCAUAACUGUGGAGGUGUUCGACUGGGGUCGUUACCUUGAAGACGUUGAAGCCACGGGAGCGCCGGUCGACUGCUUUAAACACGUCCCUAUGGGGAGGUCAUGGGGCGACAUCAGUGAAGGCGUUCGGGUGGAGGUCACUAAUACGGACAGCGGUCUGCCCAUGAAGGUCUACUGGAUCGCUGGCAUCAUCAAACUAGCUGGUUUUAAGGCGUUGAUGCGGUAUGAGGGCUUCGACGGCGACUCCACCCGAGACUUCUGGCUGAACCUGUGUGUGCCGGACAUCCACCCGGUGGGCUGGUGUGCUGCUGGGGGGAAACCCCUGGUGCCCCCUCAGACUAUCCUGCACAGGAUCACCAACUGGAAGACCUUCCUCAUCAAAAGAUUGACGGGGUCCAAAACGCUGCCACAGGACUUUCCUUCCAAGGUGCAGGAGAGUCUGCAGGUUCCCUUUAUGAAGCAGAUGAGGGUGGAGGUGGUGGAUAAAACUCACCUGUGUCGAACUCGUGUGGCUCUGGUGGAACAGGUGAUCGGAGGUCGCCUCCGUCUGGUGUACGAGGAGUGUGACGACGGCUCUGACGACUUCUGGUGUCACAUGUACAGUCCUCUGAUCCACAGCAUUGGCUGGUCGCGCUCCAUCGGACACAGAUUCAAACGAUCCGAUGUGUCGAAGAAGCUGAGUGUUCAGUUGGAUGCUCCUGGACAGCUCUUUGCUAAGGUGAAGGAGGUGGAUCAAAGCGGCUCCUGGUUUGAAGACACGAUGAAACUAGAAGCCAUCGACCCUCUGAACCUGUCCGCCAUCUGCGUGGCCACAGUGAGGAAGGUGCUGGCCGACGGGUAUCUGAUGAUCGGGAUCGACGGCUCCGAGGCGGCUGACGGGUCGGACUGGUUCUGUUAUCACUCCAUGUCUCCAUCCAUCUUCCCUGCUGGGUUCUGUGAGAUCAACAACAUCGAGCUGACGCCCCCCAGAGGUUACAGCAAUCUUCCCUUCAGAUGGUUUGAGUAUCUGAAGGAGAGCAAGUCUUUGGCGGCUCCCGUCAACCUCUUCAACAAGGAAGUCCCUAACCACGGAUUCUGCCCCGGCAUGAAGCUGGAGGCCGUGGACCUCAUGGAGCCGCGGCUUGUCUGCGUCGCCACGGUGACACGCAUUGUCCACCGGUUGCUACGGAUACACUUCGAUGGCUGGGAGGAUGAGUACGAUCAGUGGGUGGACUGUGAGUCACCUGACCUGUACCCGGUGGGGUGGUGUCAGCUGACCGGAUACCAGCUGCAGCCGCCUGCUGUCACUGCGGGCUCCAGAGAACUGCAGUCAGCAUCCAAACAGAGGAAGAAGUCUCAGCAGUAUAAGGGACAGAAGAAAAAGAGGAAGUUGCCUGUUGCUAAGCGACCGGUCAGCUUCUCUGGCACUAUAGUAACGGGCAUCUCCAGGAGCAUAUCAGGAGACGAGAACGUGACACCACCAAAUUACCCAUCACCCCCCACUCCUGCAGCCCCGCCCCCCCCAGUUGACCUGGAGAGCAGCCCCAACACUGAUGGGGGAGCAGGUUCACAGAUUAAAGAAGAGAACUUGGAAGCAAGUGAGUUUUAUUCUGAAAGGACUGAAAGCGAAACCAAUGGAUCUUCUGCAGGAUUCUUCACCAACAUGAAGCAGUAACUCAUCCCUCUCUGUCUUCAUCUCUCCAUUAAUGUUUUUUUCUGAAAUCGUGAGUUUCAAUACUCAUCAAACGUAUCUACUGUGAUUAAAUCAGAUAAUUCUGGACACUUUGAACAGGCUAAAUAAGCUACAUAAUGCACUUCGCUUCGGCCAAACCUCUUUUUUUUAAAAAAGCUUUUCGUUUCAAAACUUAUAACAAAAGUAGCUUACUUAACUUUUUCCCAGUUUUACGUCAAGUCUUUCUCUUUUAGCCCGGUCAGACAAGAAAGUGACUUAAAUUCUAGGUUGAGUUAAAGCUUUGUGAGGUAGUUGGGUUGAGAGCUACAUUCAGGUCUUAAUGUCUUGUGAGGUGUUGUUUCUAAGGUGAGUUUACAUUCUCCCAUUUAUAAACGUAGACAUGUGGAUAUUUAAUAAGCCAGUUACAGUUCAGUAUCUCAAAAUUAUAACUUUAAAUAAUAAAAAUAAAUACAUUAUGCAUUACUUAACUUUUCAAAAACAAAUGUAUAAAGAAGACUGCUGAACGUAGUAUUACAAUCCUUGUGUAUCUGUCUGAGUAGUACGAGGAAUAAUGAAAUAUAUUUGGGUUAUUAAAUUAAAAUAUAUUAAUUGUAAAUAAGAGAAUAUUUAAUAUAGCAGCUAAAUAUAAAUGGUAUAUGAUUGCAAAAUUACUAUUUACGGAUGUAAGCUAUUUGUUAACAUGCUAGCUUGGAAUGUGCUUUUGUUAACCAGACAAAAUAGCUCACCAAGCUAACUUGCUGCUAACUGCCAGUUAGGAAGCUGCUCCAUUCUCAACAGAAAAUAUCACAUUUGGCUUUUGUUCCUUUAAUUUUGUUCCAGCAUUUUUGCAGAAAACAUGUUAGCCUGCUACAAUUGCACACUAAGCUAGCAGGCAACUAACUGUUUCAUACCAGCCAAAUGUUUUACUGGCUCAAAUUGUUUUAUUAACAUUAUUGUAUUAUUCUUAUCUUGCAAAAAUCUGUUUUAUUAGAGCUGCAGUGUUUUUACUGGAAUCAUUUUAACCAGCCACAAUAGCAUGCCAAGCUAACAUAUUAUUUACUUACUGCCAGUGAAGAACUUACUAUCAGCCGCUAACCAGACAACAUGUAAAUGUUUAAUUACAUCUCAGCACAAUGACUUCAUUGUGUAUUUCGCUAUUUAAAGUCUAUUUAAUAGUUUUUUAGAACUACAGUAGCACUAGCCAUCAACAAAAUGCCUCCAGCUAACUAGCAUGUCAAUAGCCAAUUAUGAAGAGAUUGUGAUUUUAUCAGGAUUUCUAAAUGAGCAAAUUGUUGUAAUUAGUUUUGAAAGAAAUUGAUUUUCAGCUGAAAUGAUUUCUUAUAUCAUUAUUUCUGGUCUGACCGGGCCCUUAAUCAUCCAUUCUAAAAAUGUCUGCCGCCAUUUUGCUGGUUUCUUAACCAUGUAAGGAAAACGGUCCUAUGGCUGUUGGAACGUUCACUACAUGCUCUUAAGAGUUUUCUGACUGAGCAACCAGGGCAAAGAAAUACAGAAUGCAGAGAAAGUUUAGAUAAUGAAGCUGAUGAUGCACAGCUACGUCCAGGACAGUGUUACUCAUCUUUGGUUCCUCUGAGAAAAUUGUAUAUCUACCGAGGAAAAAAUAACGGAACUUUUGUAUGAUGAUUUUUUACAAAGCCAGAAUUUGUUAGGUGUUGAUGUUGUGUGUCCAAGGGUCAAAACUCUUGACGUAAUGAUGAUACUGGAUGCUGUGUAAUGUCAUGUUGAGAUUAGCAGUCAUUUAAAAGUGUGUGUGUGUGUGUGUGUGUGUGUGUGUGUGUGUGUGUGUGUGUGUGUGUGUGUGUGUGUGUGUGUGUGUGUGUGUGUGUGUGUGUGUGUGUGUGUGUGUGUGUGUGUGUGUGUGUGUGUGUGUGUGUGUGUGUGUGUGUGUGUGUGUGUGUGUGUGUGUGUGUUGUGUGUGUGUGUGUGUGUGUGUGUGUGUGUGUGUGUGUGUGUGCGCUGUGGUUUGGAUCAAGUUGUCAGGAUGCCAUUAAGACUCCCCUCCAUAAAUAACAACUUUGUCCGACAUCUAAAAGAGUUAUGAUGAAUGUUUUAUUUCGCUAACUAUUGAUACCUCACAAAAAGUUUAUUAAGUAAGGAUUAAAUGGAUCUUGGAACAAAAAAGUAUAAUAUGGUAUAGCAGAGGUUAUUUCAAAAACAUAGAAGAGUAUUUUUGAUUUAAAAAUGCUAGCAAAGAUUGUCAUUUUAAAAAAACUGACUAAAUAAGUAUUUUAAAUACAGCUACACAAAGAAAAAGACAAAAGACAUACCUUAAAUUUAACACUAAACAAUAUAAGUAUGCUUACAAAUAUUUAAGUAGUAAUCAUUUUUAGAGAUGCUCUGUUUGUUGAGAUGAAAAGGCCUUGGUGUGAAAGGACAACAUAAAACAAAAGAUGCCUUUAAAAACUCUAUUGGAUAAAAUAUUUGUGAAAUGUG
Molecule: messenger RNA, 4673 nt
Organism: Gymnodraco acuticeps
Lineage: Eukaryota; Metazoa; Chordata; Actinopteri; Perciformes; Bathydraconidae
Product: MBT domain-containing protein 1-like
Exons: 18
Coding region: 66-2225 (719 amino acids)
Biological process (GO): regulation of DNA-templated transcription
Cellular component (GO): nucleus
Molecular function (GO): zinc ion binding
Source: RefSeq, a predicted model, not a curated record